UGGAUCCGGGCGGAAGUCGGGAGGUUCGAUGGUCCGAAGACGCCAGCUUGUGACGGGGAGGGGGAGAAGGAAGGCUUCCGUAAAGGGUGCCUUUCGGUCCUUUCGCUCCCAGGGACCCUCGGAAAAAGCCCACCAUACCGAUCCCACGGCUAGCCCCUCCCCCAGGCUCUCUCCGCUCGAUUUCGCACCGUUAUGUGGGAAGCGAAUCCGUGAAAUGGCCAAACAGGGUGAGCAGUGCCGGAAGAAGAAGGCAGAGGUGUGGAAUAGCUAACGGCACGGUGGUGGAGUUUACGUUUUACGUCAUCAUCCUUAUUAUCUGGUCAAGACACGUAAGAAGAUGUUUCACAAGACAGAGGAGUUCUUGCCCAAGAAGAGCGACAGCGAUGUGGAUGACAUGGACACGUCGGACACGCAGUGGGGCUGGUUCUACCUGGCGGAGUGUGGGAAGUGGCACAUGUUUCAGCCGGAUACCAACAUUCAAUGUUCAGUUAGCAGUGAAGAUAUCGAAAAAAGCUUCAAAACAAACCCUUGUGGCUCCGUUUCCUUUACUACUUCCAAAUUCAGCUACAAGAUAGACUUUGCAGAAAUGAAGCAGAUGAAUCUCGUCACUGGGAAACAGCGCCUAAUAAAAAGGGCCCCUUUCUCCAUCAGUGCCUUCAGUUACAUCUGUGAGAAUGAGGCCAUCCCCAUGCCAACACACUGGGAGAACGUGAACCCUGACGUUCCCUACCAGCUGGUUUCCCUGCAGAACCAAACGCACGAGUAUAAUGAAGUGGCCAGUCUGUUUGGGAAAACAAUGGAUCGGAACCGAAUUAAAAGGAUUCAAAGGAUCCAAAACCUAGACUUAUGGGAGUUCUUUUGCAGGAAAAAGGCUCAGCUCAAGAAAAAGAGAGGUGUCCCUCAGAUCAAUGAGCAAAUGCUGUUUCAUGGCACCAGCAGUGAAUUUGUGGAAGCAAUUUGCAUUCACAACUUUGACUGGAGAAUCAAUGGUGUACACGGUGCUGUCUUUGGAAAAGGAACCUAUUUCGCUAGAGAUGCUGCGUACUCCAGUCGCUUCUGCAAAGACGACAUCAAGCACGGGAACACAUUCCAGAUUCACGGGGUCAACUUGCAGCAGCGGCAUCUGUUCAGAACCUAUAAAUCCAUGUUCCUUGCUCGAGUGCUAAUUGGUGAUUACAUAAACGGAGACUCGAAAUACAUGAGACCUCCUUCCAAAGACGGGAGCUAUGUGAAUUUGUAUGACAGCUGUGUGGAUGACACCUGGAACCCAAAGAUCUUUGUGGUUUUUGAUGCCAACCAGAUCUACCCUGAGUACCUGAUAGACUUCCACUGACCCUGCCCCCCAGGCUCAGUGGUCAAAACUUUGCUCUCUCGUUGCAGGAGGAUUUGGUCCCCUGUCUUCUAGCCGCUAAUAUAAAUAUUGGAUACUUUUGAAACAGAUACAGAAAAGAAUGCGGCCUCAGUAUAUAAAGAAGUACUGACUGUCAGGUUGGUUAUAUGUUGUUCUGUUUCUGUCUGUUCCUGUUUUGUUAAAAGACCGAUGCUGUUGCCAUCUUAACAUACAGGAGAGAGAGAGAGAGAGAUACUUCUCAAGACAGAAUAGGUUGAGAUCAUUACCAUGGCCAGGCAGUCUUCAAAGUUCACACGCAUGUGACUGGGUCAAAUGAUUUUAAUUUUUGUACCCUAUUAGGAGAAUUGGCCCUUUAUAAAUUGAAUCCUGGCGUUAUUAUCUGUCAAUGAGCUUGUGACUUUGUUGGUCUUCUGAAGGAGGCAUUAAAAAUCCUGCAAUAGCCCCUGGUGCUCAGCGAAGAAACAAGGACAUUGUCUGCUGUGCUAGUAGUAAAUAAGCCAGCAGAAGAGAGACCAGGACGGAGCCUGCCUUCCACCGCUGGAGGAAGGUGGUCUGCAGCCCACAGUGGAGCUGACCACUGCUGCUCAGUCACUCGCUCUCAGCUCAGCCUCCAGCAGGCUGUGCUCCCGGCCCCCGGGUUAUUUAUUCUCUUUGUUUUUCAAGCCCUGCAGUGAUCACUUCUCUGAGGCUUUAUGAGUCCUCCCACAACCCCCUGAAUCACACACAGCUGUCCCAUGGUGAGUCCUAAGAUCCACACGGGUUAGUAGUUGGUGUCUUUCUCUUUUAAAUGAUUGUGGAGAACAUGAGAUGCUGGGAAGAAGUCUGAUUUCUUCUUUAGAGUAGCGAUUGACAGCUUCCAAGACAUCCCCCCCCCAACACACACACCCAGCAGCUUUGUUCAACUUAGAGUUGUGCUCAUGGCUUUGUGUACCUGUCUGCUUGCCUGUGCUCUGUCCUGAAGACGAAGUGACCUGUCCCGGCUAACUGCCCGUCAGUGUUCUAGCAGAGAUGAGCAGCGCUUAGGCACAACGCUGUGCGUGCUGGGUGUUCAAGGAUCAGACAGGGAGCUGCCUGUAUGAUUGUCUCCUCUCCCCAGUGCUGCCUUUCCCAUGAUUCCUUGUGGGGAAGGCCAUUCCUCAGGCACUUUUUCCUAACUCUUAAUACUGAACUUGUCUCUUCUGUCCCCAUGCAGCUUUGGGUGCAAGAAGUGAGCACAGGUUGCCUCUAGUGCCUGUGCCUGUACUGUUCUUUUCAUUCACUCAAAUCAGGAAGCAUCUAGAAAUAAUGUAUGUGUGGAACAGGAUUAUGGAUAGUGGUUUUUGUAAGGAUAGCAAUUCUUUCAGUUUCGUAAAUCAUCAGAUUUUCCUUACAGCCCAGAAUGUGUGUAAUUGUGCAGUAGGAUAGACAUGAACGGCACUCGGGAAAGCGGAUGCACAGUGCUUUGGCACACAGUGGCAAAUGAUUUCCUGGCUCAAAUGUGUAGGUCCACCGUUGAUUUAAGAAAGGAUAGAAAGGACACAUUUCAAAACCAACAGUGGUCGCUGCAGAAGUGCCUAAAGGCAAAGCGAGUAGACUGCCGGCCCACUCCAACGAUCAGUGUUAGAGACAUUAGGAGUUCGGACCGAACAGUCUCUCUUCUCAUUCUUUUCUUUUGUUUUAGUUUUGCUUGUUUGUAUUUGUUUGUUUGUGUUGUUUUGUUGUUUGUUUGAGACAGGGUUUCUGUGUAGCCCUAACUGUCUUGGAACUCUCUCUGUUCCAAACUGGCAUGCAAUGUGUUAAAGUCCCUCUUACGUGGCUGUCUGCCCCCACCCGCCCCCAGUUCCAUGCACACUUCUCUUAAUACUUGAAUGGAAUGACUUGUAGUUGGGGUUGUUUCCUUUUAGACUUGUGUAUCUGUGUCAAGGUGACUGAGAACACAGGUAGUCUGUGCAAUACCUCUCCCUUGUUGGCUGGCAUGAGGAAGGUGGGGGUGUGUCGGAGAGGCCGCCUAAGAGAGCAGUGUCCUGCUGGUGUAGGAACUGCCAGCCCCGUCAGGAGGUAGUGAUUUCAGUGUUGUGUUUUAAAUAGAAUAAUGUAGAAGUCACUCCUGUUAAAGUCUUGCUGUUCUGUCUGUUCCGUGUAUAGAAUCAUUCCCUCUGCCCGUCAAGUGGAGUGGGAGGGGGAGUGAGGGGAGCCGGUGCAGAGUGGCUCCCGAGCUGGGCCACCACAGGCUGGCUGAAUAAACUCCAUUGAGUAUAAACUUGUCUUUUCUCUGCGGGGAGUCCAGCCUCGGGGUAAAAAUAAACAUUUUCCUAAAUCUUUUAUCUCCCACCAGAAAUGUUUGAGAUUAGUGGAUUACUUCAUUUCUAGACUGGUGAUGGUGGUGGUGACAGAGAAUUCUGAUAUUUAAUGUCUGAGUGUAUUGUUUCUACCAUUGUUGAUUAAAGUUUUCUGUAUCAGGUCUUGGC
Apodemus sylvaticus (European woodmouse) is the source of this 3798-nucleotide messenger RNA. It is a transcript of the gene Parp11, whose product is annotated as poly(ADP-ribose) polymerase family member 11. The record is from RefSeq and is a predicted model, not a curated record. Gene Ontology annotation, molecular function: NAD+ poly-ADP-ribosyltransferase activity. The coding region runs from base 338 to 1333 and encodes 331 amino acids. The transcript is spliced from 9 exons. NCBI's taxonomy places the organism in Eukaryota, Metazoa, Chordata, Mammalia, Rodentia, Muridae.